AUGGCCGUGGGCUUCGGGCCUCGCUGGCCCCGCAGCCUGCUCCGCUUCCCCGGGGAAAGUUCGAACGCACAAGCGGCAAAGCGCCUCUGCUUUCAAAGUUCCCCUCAGAGUCACCUCUGGAGGUGUGACAUGAAGGUUGCUGCAGAUGGUGCUGCUACACAGAGGGGCUGUCGGGGCGCUCAGCGUGGGGCCGAGAGCGGUGGCAGGGGCAGGCAGGAGCUCCCCAAGCGCCCUGGGGCAGGGCCCCUCCGUGCCGCAGCCAGCGGGGCCCAGGCUGGGCCGUGGGCACCUGCUGCUGGGACACCCGUGCCUGCAAGGCCAGCCCUCAGGGACGCUUGCCCCGGCCCUGCAGAGGUGAGCUGCUCAUUCCCGCUGUCGUUUGCUCUCUCCCCUCCAGCAUGCAUGCUGUGUGGCCGGGCAGAGGCUGACCCGCACAUCUGCGGGAAGAAACUGCAGAAGCAAGGGAUCUGCGCCCACCUCUUUUGCCUGUUUUUUACCAAGAAGCUUUUUAAUCAAGAGAGUAUGGAUGGGGUAAGCCUGAAGGAUAUCCGACGCACAAUCAAGCAGGCAUCACAGAGGCGCUGCUUCGUCUGUGGCGAGAGCGGGGCCGCCAUCACCUGCUGCCAGGAGGGCUGCGACCGCAGCUUCCACCUCCCCUGCGCCGUGGAGGGGGAAUGCGUCACGCAGUACUUUGGGCUUUACAGGUCCUUCUGCUGGCAGCACCGCCCAGAGCAGGCAGUGGAGGCGGCUCCGGGGGAGAACACCGCCUGCCUCAUCUGCCUGGACCCUGUGGAGGACAGGAAGUCCUACGGCACCCUGGUGUGCCCAGCGUGCAAACACGCCUGGUUCCACAGGGCCUGCAUCCAGAACCAAGCUAUCUACGCUGGCUUCUUCUGUUUCCAGUGUCCACAUUGUCAAAAUGAAUAUCGAUUUCUGAUGGAAAUGCUCACCAUGGGCAUCCGAAUCCCCAGGAGAAUACCAUCAGGUGAGGACGACAGUGCAUAUGAAGAGUUAUAUGAGAGGCACAGCCGCUGCGAUGCCCGUGAGUGCCUUUGCCCAGGAGGCAGGCAGCACGCAGAGGAACAGGGGCCCUGGCAACUGCUCCUGUGCUGCUCCUGUGCUGCCGAGGGCACCCACAGACGCUGCUCAUUCAUGAAACACAGCACAGUCAUAUGGGAGUGUGACAGCUGUGCUGGCCUGGGCACCGGUAAGAGGCAAAGCACCCGGGUGCCCCCAGGCGAGGCCUGGCAGCGGGUGCCCAUUCUGGGCUUGGCAGAGCCCCUCUGCUCCAGGGGGGUUGGGGGCACCGCUCUGGCCUCUCCUGAUGCGGGCCUGGGGGGCCGUGCCCGUGACCUUCCUGCUUCCCCUUACAGCCUCCAGUUGCAGCUUGGAGGUCACAGGUCCCAUCACCGAGAGCCAGUCAUGAUCGGGGCCGUCCCACAGCUCUCCAGCACCAGAGACCAGCAGCGCCAGAACCAGCAGCACAGUGGCAUCGGGGUCGUCCUCUUGCUCUGCAGCAGGGGAGAGCAGCAGCCCCAGCAGCACUGGCUACCAGGCAGCAUCGGGGCUGUCCCACGGCUCCCCAGUGCCUGA
This is a messenger RNA of Tyto alba (common barn owl), 1593 nucleotides long. RefSeq names its product PHD finger protein 7-like. The record is from RefSeq and is a predicted model, not a curated record. Gene Ontology annotation, cellular component: nucleus. NCBI's taxonomy places the organism in Eukaryota, Metazoa, Chordata, Aves, Strigiformes, Tytonidae. The coding region runs from base 1 to 1593 and encodes 530 amino acids. The transcript has 7 exons.